This is a messenger RNA of Pelobates fuscus (common spadefoot toad), 1536 nucleotides long. It is a transcript of the gene MTFR2, whose product is annotated as mitochondrial fission regulator 2. Gene Ontology annotation, biological process: mitochondrial fission; aerobic respiration. The transcript is spliced from 9 exons. The coding region runs from base 186 to 1376 and encodes 396 amino acids. Gene Ontology annotation, cellular component: mitochondrion. The record is from RefSeq and is a predicted model, not a curated record. Lineage: Eukaryota; Metazoa; Chordata; Amphibia; Anura; Pelobatidae.
CGCUGAGUUUGAAUGUGUCUCGUGCGUCUCUCAGAUUAGUACUUCCUCAUACAGUGCAUCCUUCCAGCCAACCGUCCUGCACCCGCUACUCCGACUGACUGCACCGCCAGAUGACCGAAUGCUUAGAAUGUGUGCAAUCUGAAGUAAUCUAGUGUUCUCUGCAUUGAUUCAUCUGAGGCUUCUAAAUGUCUUUGCUUUUGGAUCUUAUAAGACAGCUUUUGGAAUAUCUGGGAAUACCAGGUGAUCAGCUUGAUCAAUUAUGGGAGAAUUACGCUAACAGGCUCACUAUUCUUCGCGCUCUCGAGUCUCCUAUAUUUCCAGUGUUAUUACGAGGAAUUAAUCUGCCGGGAUGGGAGCGCAGGGAGUAUGGCUGGACUCGCAGCAUUGUUCGAAUGAUUGGCACGGUCCUGCCACUGGAACCAUGCCCAAGACCCCAUUUUCAGUGUGUACUUGACCUCAACGUGCACAAAUAUAAGGAGAAUACAGCUGUCUGCAAGCCUGGUGUUCCAUCACUAGCAGAUGUACCAUGGGUCUCAGAGGAAGAUCGUCUAUCUUACACUACAUUUAGACAUGAUCUAUUGGCGAAUAAACCUAAAUACAUACAUUUGGAAAAACCAUGCGACAAGACUCCUGGUUUGGUACCCAUGAUUCUUCCAAGUAAUGGCAAAGCAUACCAUGGUGCCCUUUCCCCAAGCAACAAUACAAGCCAAAAAAUUGCAGCCCUGGAGGAUGAACUGAUGCAGCUGAGAGCACAGAUUGCUGCAAUUGUAGCCAUACAGGAUACAAAAAGCAUCCAGUCAUGUUCAGAAACAAUGUGUUCCUUUGGGAGUCCCAUAACUGCUUUACCACCACCAUCCCUAACUUCCACUCCUGUUCCUGCCCAGCAGUUGCCUUCUGCGGCUCCAAUACCACCACCUCCACCACCUCUCCCUGUUCCAUCUAUAAAACCAGACCCUGGAAAAUCUGCAAGAGAUCUAAUAAAACAGCGGAAAGAAGCUUAUAAGCGCAAUGUGGGACAAAUGGUGACAGUAGAAAAAGACAGUGGGGAUAUGCUUCCUAGCAUGAUGGAUGUUUUAAAAGGCAUGAAUACUAUCCGACUGCGUGCUGUGGAAAGAUCUCCAGGGGGUACACCUUUGACACAAAAAGGCAAGAAGAGACGUUCACUUAAUGACCCAGCAUCUAUUAUAGCCCAUGCGUUGAAGCAGAAGUUUGCACACAGGCACAAUGAUGACUCCUUUGAUAAAGAAAACAAAUCACAAGAGGAAUUUGCAUUUUCAAGUCCAGAAACUCCACAGUUUGGACGUCAUCUCCUCAAACCAGUGGGAAGGCGACCCCAGAAAAAGCAGGUGUUGAUGGCAUCUCAACAAACUAAUUAAUUUUAACAAUGUCAUAAUGAAUUCCAGACCCAAGAAGCUGGGAAAACGGUGCAAGAAACAUUUAGUGGUGUAACACCUUAUUAUAUGUGAGGUUGUGCUACAAACUUCUAACCAUAUUCUAGGAUGCUGCAAGGUUCUCCUGUAUCCAGUUUAAAUACAA